GAGAAUCGAUUAAUAAAGAACUCUUAAUAAAACAUCAAACUUACCAGUCUAACCGAGCGAACUCAAUAUAGUUAAUCUUAUUUACAUCUCAUUUAUACUUUGUUUAACAUUUAUUUGGCUUAUUUUAUCUCAUACUUUUUGUCUCGGGAGCAAUUACACGGCCUGAAGAUAAUCUAACUUACCGCUUUACCUUUCAUUAUUUCCUGCAUCAUCCCGUCUAGAGAUAUCAAACCUAAAUAAAUCGAUUUCGUCUCUUGCGUAUUUGCCAAAUUCCCAAACCUCCUUUUUACACACCCACCAUGGCUCCCCAAUCUCAACUCCCGUCUUCAUUCACAGCACCACCACCCAACGUCCCAGACACCCUAAUAUCCUUCCCGAGCCCACACAUCCUGCUCGUAACGCUCAACCGCCCACAACAGCUCAACGCGAUCCCGCGCCCGCAGCACUUCGCCCUCGAGCGCCUAUGGGACUGGUACGAUGCGGAGCCCUCCCUGCGCUGCGCCGUCAUUACCGGCUCCGGCAGGGCCUUCUGCGCGGGCGCAGACCUGAAGGAAUGGGAUUCUAUCAAUUCUUCCUCUGCGGAUAAGGCGGUGUCGGCGGAGGAGCACGGCCGGCAGAACAAGCGCUUCCCGCUCGGCGGUUUUGGCGGCAUGAGUAACCGCGGCGGGCUCAAGCCUAUCAUCGGCGCUGUUAAUGGCAUUUGCUUCGGCGGCGGCAUGGAGAUGGCGAUUAAUUGCGACUUGGUCAUCGCGGCUGCGUCGGCGAGUUUUAGUCUUCCGGAGGUUACUAUCGGGGUCAUCGCGCUAGCGGGUGCAUUGCCCCGGCUCGUACGUAGCGUAGGCAAGCAGCGGGCUGCGGAGAUGGCACUUAGCGGGAAGAAGUACGGCGCGAAGGAGAUGUUGGCGUGGGGGCUGGUGAACGAAGUCGUGGAGGGCGAUAGCAAAGCCGUGCUGGAGAAGGCGCUAGAAUGGGCGCAGCGUAUCGCGGGGAAUAGUCCCGAUGCGGUUAUCGUGUCACGCGAGGGGUUGAAGUUAGGCUGGGAAGGGGUUGGGCCGGAGCAGGGCACGGAUAUCCUGCUCAAGGGCUGGUUUGGACGUAUAGAGAAGGGGGAGAAUGCGGUUGAGGGCGUGAAGAGCUUCGUUGAGAGGCGGAAGCCGGUUUGGAAGAAUAGUAAGUUGUGAGUAUAAUUGUUGGGUUGAUUUUGUAAGAGUUAGGUACUUAGGGAUUUAGGAUGUUUUAUGUAGCGAUUGUUAGUAGCCCAGAUUUUAGUUUGAAGCCAGAAUGCGACAAUUAUAUUACGUACUGGAGAGUACGAUCUUUUA
Daldinia loculata is the source of this 1322-nucleotide messenger RNA. Its product is annotated as enoyl-CoA hydratase/carnithine racemase. Gene Ontology annotation, molecular function: enoyl-CoA hydratase activity. Bases 300 to 1181 code for a protein of 293 amino acids. Lineage: Eukaryota; Fungi; Ascomycota; Sordariomycetes; Xylariales; Hypoxylaceae. Gene Ontology annotation, cellular component: mitochondrion. Gene Ontology annotation, biological process: fatty acid beta-oxidation. The record is from RefSeq and is a predicted model, not a curated record. The transcript has a single exon.